CUCCGCACUCACAACCCGAGGACUGACUGAAGCCGCAGACCUCAAGUUCCCACUGGGUUACAACCUUUCUACCCACCAUCAGCUGCGCCUGGCAUCCCGCAUCUCGUUCAUUAUUUUAGGCUCGCCCUAUCAAGAUGCUGGAUCACAACAAGUCAUUUCCAGCCUGGCCAUGGGGCAGAGAAACAAUCAAAACAAAAGAACAAAAAGAGCCUGCCUGCCUGUCGUUCUCUUCAUUCUUUACGCCCCGUCGGAAUGCCUAACCUUAUUUACAUUACACGCGAGACCGACGUUAAGGGGUCUGACAACAACAAGUGAUAUUCUAACCUGACGCCUUCCACUUUGUCUUUGUCUUCUACCUACUUCACUCAGGGCUCGGUCUGUCUCAAGAGCCCACGGUACCAUACAUGCUGCCGAUAUCAACCCGCACGAUGCCCAGCGUCAUCGGUAUCCUAUUCUGUCUGUUGUUCGUUACUGCGGCCAGAGCGCAGGACAUCCUCCUCUUUGGUGACAACGGUCUUCCGGAUUGCGCACAUGCCUGUGAGGAUCUCUACUCGGCACAAUAUGAUUGCCAGAAUGUCGUGAACAGCGUAGCUUGCUUUUGUGAGAGCAGCUUUAUCACCACGAAGUCGAAGGAUUGGAGAUGCGAUGAGGCUUGCACCAUGGAGAGCGAGAGGGAGAAGGUUGUCACCUUUCUGGCGGCAACAUGUGGAGGUUGGGAGGGUGUUGAGGUCGAGGAAACUGUCGACAGCAAGGUUGAGGAUAUUGUCGAUCGGAAGGACAAUGGCACAGCUGUACCCAGCGGUACAAACUCCACCACGACCGCUACUCCAACUACUACUACUACUACUACUACUACUACUACUACUACUCCCGUCGCUCCCGCCGACGAGCAAGCCGGGAAUGAACCAGAAAUCCCGAAGGCAACGAACUGGCCGCGCAAAAACUGGCCUUACUUCCUCGCCAUCUUCCUCCUCGUUGCCUUCACAGCCUUGGCCUUCGUCUUCGCUGGGCCAGUACGAAAGUACGCUCGCCACCAGAUCGCCAAACACCACACACAUAAAUCUGGAGAGGGUACCUCACCUUAUUGGGAGGCGUCGACGUCCCACCUCUCCAGAUUCUCUAGCGAAUACCCUCCUACCCGGCACUCGGCUGCACCAUCAUCACGCGGCGGCAAUGCAGCGGUGAGAGCACCUCUACGAGGAGGGAAGGAUAUCGAGAGGCAACGGCUCUAUGAAACCAUGAGGCCACAGACUAUCGGGGUUUCCACUCCACCGCCUAUACGCACGCUAUUUGCAACACGAGCGGCGUCGGAGAGCAGUAGGACACACGAAAGCUGGGUGCAGAGAGUGCGGAGGAGAUAUGAGGAAGGAAUGAGAUUUUCUGAGAAAGGGUCGAGACUGGCGUUCUGGAGGCGGAGCGGUAGCGAAAAGAACGCCUCGAGCGAUGUUGUGUGAUUGAUGUGUUUCCUGGGUUGGGUUGGUGUUAUGGGAUGUUUCUCCUUUCAGCGAGGGUGUUCUUGGUUUCUGGGGUAUAGUUAUACUGGGACUCACACCUAUGGUGGGAUCUUACGGGUGAUAUAUCAUGCUAUGCAUAGCUAGAAGCUGUUGAAUAAAGAUCGCCUUUGCGCAUGUGGGACAA
Tricharina praecox is the source of this 1638-nucleotide messenger RNA. RefSeq lists its product as uncharacterized. The coding region runs from base 405 to 1454 and encodes 349 amino acids. NCBI's taxonomy places the organism in Eukaryota, Fungi, Ascomycota, Pezizomycetes, Pezizales, Pyronemataceae. The transcript has 2 exons. The record is from RefSeq and is a predicted model, not a curated record.